Molecule: messenger RNA, 390 nt
Organism: Dentiscutata erythropus
Lineage: Eukaryota; Fungi; Glomeromycota; Glomeromycetes; Diversisporales; Gigasporaceae
Source: the annotation of a GenBank genome assembly
AUGCGUCCAACGCUAGAUGAAAUUUCAAAAAAGCUCGAAAAUCUAUCGGAGAAUACAACUGAUGAAUUUGUUAAAAAUUGCAUUAAUAAAAAUAAUCAGCAAACUGUGCAAUCAAUCCUAAAUUAUUCAGAACGAUUAGAUUCCUCUAAUAAUAUAACCGAAAAUAUAACAUGGAUAAGCAUCACGAAGGUAAUAAAGAUGGUUCAGAAAAAUAAUACGCAUUCAAAAAACGACGCAAUCGAUGAAUUGAGCGAACUUAAUGAAACUACUUCGAAUAAUAAUUUUGUAGCCUUAAAUGAGGUCAUGAAUUUAUUCACCCGAUCGAGCAAUGGUUCUGAAGAAAUGUUUGGUAUUUUAUAUGGAUAUUCGGUACUUUACAGUACCAUCUGA